AUGAAUGUUGUGUCGUUGGUGGGUGACGCGGAUGUUCCUCGUGAGGAGCCGCCGGUGGUUUUGGAGGUUGACGCCGACGGUGCUAGGGUGCGUGACGCGAUGUACGUUUUUCUCAGCCGCCUCGUAGACCCUUCCUUGCGUUCCGCCGCAUCACCACCUACAGAUCUGCGCUACAUUGUACGGCAGCUUGAGCGUAUCAGCACAUGUGUGGACUGGUCGACGUGCGUCGUGCGGUGGGGUGACUUUAGUCACUUUGACGAGGACGCAAGCACGGCGAUCGAGUUUGACUAUCAACGGUUUGCGCCUUUUAUAGACUUUGCGUUGCAUCAGGUGCUUUCCCAGUACUACGCGGAGGAUUAUGCUAACCGCGGCAAGUGCAGUCCCAGCUUGGUUUUUUCAUGCGUGCCUCGCUGUCUUGGUAUUCGUGCGGUGCGUGCGUCUAUGGUAGGACAGCUGUGCUCAAUCAAAGGCGUUGUGACGCGAACUUCGCAGGUGAGACCGGAGCUGAUUGUUGGCGUUUUUCGCUGCAAUGACUGUGGGACGGAAAGUCAGCCCGUUCUGCAGCCAUUUCAUUACACGGAGCCACCGGCCUGCCGUGACCCGCAGUGUGAAAAUAAGAGUCGCUUUCAAUUGGUUCCGACUCAUCCGCAGACGCGGUUCGGUGACUGGCAGAAGAUACGGCUUCAGGAGGAUACAAACAACAUUCCGGCGGGGUGUGUGCCACGUACCAUGGAGCUCAUUGCUCGUAACGAUGGGGUGGAGGUGGCAAAGCCAGGGGACCGUAUCAUUGCAGUUGGCUGCCCUAUCGUCGUUCCCGAAGUGGCGAAAUUGCUUGGCCAGGCUCAUCGGCGAGAGGUGCAACGUGAAAUGUCAGGAGUCCAGCGUGCGCAGCAGGAAGCACAGCAGGAAAUGGAGGGUGCCACGGGACUACGGGCACUUGGUGUGCGGGAGCUCAAAUACCGCAUGUGUUUUCUGGCAACAACGAUCACCGACGCGAAUGGCGAUGAUCGAAAGAUGACAGAGGCGGUAAAAGAUUCCACGGACGGGGCGGCUGAGCGGGAAUAUGUCCGUCUCACCCCUGCAGAACUAGAAAAGGUGCGGUUGAUGCGUGGCCAUGACAAUUUGCUCAAGGCGCUCACCGACUGUGUGGCCCCAAAUAUUUUCAAGCACGAUGUUGUGAAGUUGGGUCUUCUGCUUCAGAUGGUUGGCGGUGUUUCAAAGAACACGUUGGAACAGAUUGGGUUGCGUGGGGACAUUAACGUCUGUAUUGUUGGUGAUCCAUCAACGGCCAAGUCGCAGUUUUUGAAGUGGGUGGCGAGCAACGUGUCUCGUGGUGUCUACACCAGCGGAAAGGCUUCUACCGCGAGUGGUCUCACGGCGACUGUGACACGGGACGCUGACACGGGGGACCGCACUAUUGAGGCGGGUGCCCUCAUGCUGAGUGAUCGCGGUGUCUGCUGCAUUGAUGAGUUUGACAAGAUGGACGUAAAGGACCAGGUGGCGAUCCAUGAAGCAAUGGAGCAGCAAACCAUCUCUAUUGCAAAGGCGGGGAUUAAAGCGACGCUAAGCGCUCGGACUUCACUCCUCGCGGCGAUGAAUCCCAUUGGUGGGAAGUAUGAUCGCCGAAAGCCUCUGCAGAAAAAUGUGGCCAUGACAGCACCGAUUAUGUCUCGAUUUGAUCUCAUGUUCGUCAUUGUAGAUGAGUCAAGCGAUGACGCGGAUUACGCAAUUGCCGAUCAGCUUCUAAGGCUUCAUCGUUUUGGUGAUCGUGCCGUUCGCCCACCGUUUUCGACGGAGGACUUCCAGCUGUAUCUUCGUUACACGCGCUCUCUCACACCACGUUUGAAGGAAGAGUCUGUGCAACUCAUCGUUGCGGCAUAUAGGGACAUGCGUCUGCAGGAUUCUUUGUCAAACCGCAGCAAAGUGUACCGCGUCACAACACGUCUUUUGGAGAGUAUCAUUCGUCUUUCCGAGGCAGUGGCGAAGCUCUACAUGAGUGAGGAUGUGAAGCCAGCCCAUGUGGAGGUGGCGUUGGAACUCAUGCGUCAAUCCCUUUCGACACUUGACAUGACUGAGGUGGAGCUUGUCGGCAUUUCAGACCCUUUUGAAGUUGCAUCCGAAGGCAUUAAAGCGGAGCCAGUGGAUCAACAGCAACGACAGCAGGAGCAGCAACAGCAGCAAGACGUGCCACAGGCAACAGCGGGUGAGCAGUCAAUGACGGCCAGGCGGAAAAGGGGAAAGACGGCGACCGUUGCAUCCGCACCAGCACCUGCCUCUCGAAAGACGGUUAUCAGUGCUGAUCAUUACUUUGGUAUUGUUAACCGCAUCGUUGCAAGACUGCAAUCACUAGGGGAAUCCAAUCCACCAUCCCGUGCGGAGCUGGUGACGUGGUACAUGGAGCAGGUGCGCUCCCUUAAUAAAUCACAGCUGGAGGUGGAGUUGCGUUACGUGAACCUCGUCAUUCAAAAGAUGCUGAAGGAUGGAAAUUUGCUGGAGGUGGAGGUGCACGAGGGGGAAGGAGAGAAGAUGUUUAUUGACCCCAACUACAACCCCGACGUCACAAAACAAUAA
This is a messenger RNA of Trypanosoma cruzi, 2571 nucleotides long. Its product is annotated as minichromosome maintenance (MCM) complex subunit, putative. The transcript has a single exon. Gene Ontology annotation, molecular function: ATP binding; single-stranded DNA binding; single-stranded 3'-5' DNA helicase activity. NCBI's taxonomy places the organism in Eukaryota, Euglenozoa, Kinetoplastea, Trypanosomatida, Trypanosomatidae. Gene Ontology annotation, cellular component: MCM complex; nucleus. The coding region runs from base 1 to 2571 and encodes 856 amino acids. The record is from RefSeq and is a predicted model, not a curated record. Gene Ontology annotation, biological process: mitotic DNA replication; double-strand break repair via break-induced replication; DNA replication initiation.